Crotalus tigris (Tiger rattlesnake) is the source of this 1114-nucleotide messenger RNA. RefSeq names its product ribonuclease P/MRP subunit p30 (gene RPP30). The coding region runs from base 8 to 889 and encodes 293 amino acids. The transcript has 11 exons. The record is from RefSeq and is a predicted model, not a curated record. Gene Ontology annotation, biological process: translation; tRNA processing. NCBI's taxonomy places the organism in Eukaryota, Metazoa, Chordata, Lepidosauria, Squamata, Viperidae. Gene Ontology annotation, cellular component: ribosome; nucleolar ribonuclease P complex. Gene Ontology annotation, molecular function: RNA binding; structural constituent of ribosome.
UCCCAACAUGCAAAGCAUAUUAAAGGCGCAAGUCUUGUUUUCGUUUUGCUCCUGCUGGUCCCCACGUGGAUGGAAGAUGGCUGCGUUUGCGGACCUGAAUAUUCUCUACUUGCCGGAGAAAGAAGCAUUGCAGAAAUUGGUGGAGGCUGCAGCGCACCUUGGCUAUUCAGCUGUAGCAAUCAAUUACAUUGUUAACUAUGAAGAAAAGAAAAAAGAAAUUGUCAAGCCAAUAACUCCUGCAGAACUGUUUCCAUCCUUACCUCUUGUACAGGGGAAAUCCAAGCCAAUUAAGAUUUUAUCAAGGCUGACGCUAGUGGUUUCUGAUCCAUCCCACUGCAACGUUCUAAGAGCGACAUCCACAAAUAUCAAAUAUUAUGAUAUCUUUGCUGUAUUUCCUAAGAAUGCAAAACUCUUUCACGUGGCAUGCACAACCUUAGAUGUAGACUUGGUGUGUGUUGAUGUGACAGAAAAGCUGCCCUUCUUCAUCAAGAGACCAUCUGUCAAUGUGGCAAUAGAGCGAGGGAUCUACUUUGAACUUAUUUAUGUUCCUGCCAUCAAAGACUCCACAAUGCGACGGUACACAAUCUCGAAUGCCUGCAGCCUGAUGCAGAUCUGCCGUGGAAAGAAUAUUAUUCUGUCCAGUGGAGCUGAAAAGCCUAUCCAAUUGCGAAGUCCAUAUGAUGUGGCUAAUUUAGGUUGGUUGUUUGGCCUUUCAGAAAGCAACGGCAAGGCAACUGUUUCAACCAACAGCCGAGCCGUCCUUCUUCACGGAGAAGCCAGGAAGACUGCCUCCGGAGUGGUGUAUACAGUGAAGAAAUCUCAAACUCCAGAAGAAAAAGAUGAUGAUGAUGAUGCUCCACUUAGUAAAAAAGCCAAGAAAGAUUUGUGAAGUACAAGUUUAUCUCUCUAACAUCCAACAUCAGACCAAACCUCCAUGCUGUCGUAUCUUAGGAUGGCUAAUGAAGAGGAAGGAUCCUUACCACUUAAAUAGAGACAUAAGUAUAUACCUAGGUGAACUCUCUGUAUGGACCUUAGAAACAAUAUAUGAUGCUCCUUGAAUAUUAUCCGGUGAAAAAUGGCAAUAUAACACUUGAAAGAAAUGGGAGGACAUAUA